This is a messenger RNA of Oncorhynchus nerka (sockeye salmon), 6247 nucleotides long. It is a transcript of the gene sdccag8, whose product is annotated as SHH signaling and ciliogenesis regulator sdccag8. Lineage: Eukaryota; Metazoa; Chordata; Actinopteri; Salmoniformes; Salmonidae. Gene Ontology annotation, cellular component: centrosome; centriole. The record is from RefSeq and is a predicted model, not a curated record. Bases 440 to 2584 code for a protein of 714 amino acids. Gene Ontology annotation, biological process: establishment of cell polarity; tube formation; neuron migration. The transcript has 18 exons.
AACCAAAUAUGUACUACAAUUUUGUGAAAUUCUGCAAAUAAAUUCGCUUAACAUGUAUUAGUGUGCAUUGUUUUGGCCGAAUAAAAGCAACUUUAGGUGAUUACGAAGGCUGAUCUCGCGAUCAUACCGAUCUGAUAGGCCUACCAACGCGAUCUUGUGGCUACAGUUUUUAUUUUCAACUGUGCAAUUCAAAAGUUGGACAUCGCGUCCAGAAUGAAACGACAAGUCCCAAGGCUCAUUGCUUGGUUUACGGAAGUAUUUGUAAAGCUGCUCAUUUCAACGGUUGCCAUCUGAGGUGAAACUAGGCAUAGCUACAUAUACAUCUAUGUGGUCUCUUUUGUUAUGUACAUGAUAGCAACGUUUUUGGUGUGAUAUUUUUUUAAAUGUGAAGCUAGCUAGCUACAUCAAGAACACACACACAUACGUCCACAAGUUAUCCAUGAAGCCACUGUUGGAUUCUGAUGAGGAGGAAGAAGAGUUGGGAGCAUAUCAAAAGAAACUCAGAGAGAGAGCAAACCGCAGCAUCCAGCAGCUCAGCAGUGCAUUGGAAGAGCCCAGCUCAGAUGCAGAGGGCAUGGAACCAGGCAGGGCUGGAGACACAGGCAGGGCUGGAGACACAGACAGCACGACUGGAGAGGACUCGUGGAACCAAAGGCAACAGAGUGAAGCUGUCAAUCAGCUGCGAUCACUCCUGCAAAAGCAGCAAAAAGAGACACGUUCACUCACUUCUCCUUCAAAGAGAAAAUCUUCUCCAAAGAGGUGUCAAGAUGAUGUGAGCUCUAGCAUGCCUGCCGUUAAAGACCUGGUGCCCAUUCUCCACAACCAGUCAGAGUACAUCCAGCAUCUGGAGGCUGAGGUCAAGUUCUGCAAGGAGGAGCUUCUGGGGAUGAAACAGAGGAUAAGGGUGGUGGUGGUAGAGAAUGAGAAACUACAUGGAGAGAUCAAGUCCAAACUGGUGGAAGACACCCUAAAAGACUACACUCUCUUAGAUGGCACGGUGAAUUCCGAGCCGCCCAGAGAAGACAAUCCUCAAAGAACAGCUUUCAUACCAGCUCAUAUUGUCUUUCAACAAGCAGAAGAACACAAGUGGAAGAAAGAACUGGAGCAGCUCAAAUCCCUCUAUCUAGCCCAGACAGAGACACUGGAAGCUCAAGUAAGGUCACUGAACAAGAACCUGGCCAGCAGUCAGAAGGAGUGUGAAGAAGUCAAAGGUCGUCUGAGACAUAAGGAAGCAAUGGCAGCGGCGGGCAGUGCCAAGCAGUGCGUAGGCGGCCUCUGUCUGAAGUGUGCCCAGAAUGAGGCCGUGCUGGCAGAGACACACUCCAACAUGCACAUCCAGGCCAUUGAGAGACUCACCAAAGAGCGUGAUGAGCUGAUGAGUGUGCUGUGCUCUUUGAGGGCCAGUCAGAGCGAGGCCCAGCAGAGAGAGUGGGCAGCCUACCAGCAGGUCAAACAGGCUGUAGAGAUGGCUGAGGAGGCCAACCUGGAGAAGACCAGGGCGGUGGUGCAGUGCGAGGCAUUUGCCAGGGAGCUGGCCAGACAGAGAGAGAGGCUGGAGACUGAGAUGGCUGCAGAGCAGGAGAAAAUCUCUGAGGCCAGAGAGGUGGUACGCAACGAGGCCCUCAAGCAGAAGGAGACACUGGCCCAAACGGUGGCCAGCCUAUCCCAGAGGGUAGCAGAGCUGGAGGGUCAACUGGCCAGGGAGGAAAGAGAGAGGGGCUCCCUGAGCACCCAGCUGGAUGAGACCCUACGCAAACUCACAUCACAGGAGCAGGACACCAGCAAGGUGUGUGGGGAGCUGCGUUACCGCCUCAGCCAGGUUCAGCUGAAGAGAGAGGAGGCAGAGAGGGAGCUCCGAGACUGCAGCUCCAAGACAACACGACAGCUUCAGAUGACUGAACAGGAAGUGGAGAAGCUGGGUGUGGAGCUGAGCGUCUGCCGGCAGCGUUUGGACCAGGCCCAGAGGGACGCGGGCCGACUGCAGGCGGAGGCUCUGAGCCUGACGGAGCGGCUGGGCCGAGCUGAGCACCAACUGCACCUCACCAGGCAGGAGAAGGAGAGUGCGGAGCGCUGCCGGGGCGAGGACAUGGAUGCUCUGACCUUCUCUGCACAGCAGCGCGAGCAGGAGCUGACACAGAGGCUCCAGCAAAUGGAGGCGCAGCACGAGCGGAGCGUGGGUGAGCUGGAGGCCCUCCUCAGAUCCCAGAAUGCCCUGAUAGGGAAACUGAAGGAUGAAUGUCUCAGUCUGGGGACCAAGCUAGAGACGCUGACAGAGACUAGCAGGCGUGAGGUGGAGCAGCUUUCCCUGGAGAAAGAUCAUCUGGAAGAGAGUGUUGGGAAGCUGAGAGCUCGCUGUACAGAGAUGGAGGAGCAGUGUGUACAACAUGGGAGGAUGCACCAGCGCAUGAAGAACAGACUGCAGCAGUUGGACCAGCACAGUCAGUCCAGUGCCCAGCAGGUGAUGGAGCUGCUUGCCAAACAGAACCUGUUGAUGCAGGAGCGCCACCUCCUCACUGGAGAGAUGCAGAACCUACGCAUACAGUUACCUGCUGGUUCUAGGAGACCUGACACCUUGUCCACAUGACAUCCUCUUCAUCUUGACUGAAGCACAGUGACAGUAAAAAUCUGUCGUUUUAACCCACUGUUCCCCGGGCGCCGUGGAUGUUAAGGCAGCCCCCUGCACCUCUAAAUGCGUAAGACACAUUUCAGUUCAAUGCAUUCGGUUGUCCAACUGACUAGGUAUCCUCCUUUCCUUAUAAUGAUGGAUUCCUACUGUAGAAAUAGGGUAUAUGACCAAUUCAGUUAUUAUUCUAUAAAAAUGAAUGUGUGAGUGAAGACGCAUGCCUCUCUCGGGUUGGUUUUGGGCCACAUCCUGUGUAUUAUUUAUACAUACAUGCAGAAAGUAUUCAGACCCCUUGACUUUUCACAUUACAGCCCUGUUCUAAAAUGGAUUAAAUUGUUAUUUGUCCUCAAAUCUAUCUCAAUACCACAUAAUGACAAAGCAAAAACUGGUACAAAAAUAAAUAAAUAUCUAUCUCUAUAUAUCUAUAUCAACUCAGCAAAAAAAUAAACGUCCUCUCACUGUCAACUGCAUUUAUUUUCAGCAAACUAACUUAACAUGUGUAAAUAUUUGUAUGAACAUAACAAGAUUCAACAACUGUGACUAACAGAAAUGUAAUAAUGUGUCCCUGAACAAAGGGGGGGGUCAAAAUAAAAAGUAACAGUCACCAGCUGCAUUAAGUACUGCAGUGCAUCUCCUCCUCAUGGACUGCACCAGAUUUGCCAGUUCUUGCUGUGAGAUGUUACCCCACUCUUCCAUCGAGGCACCUGCAAGUUCCCGGACAUUUCUGGGGGGAAUGGCCCUAGCCCUCACCCUCCGGUCCAACAGGUCCCAGACGUGCUCAAUGGGUUUGAGAUCCGGGCUCUUCACUGACAAUCCUGUCAUGCAGGAAAUCACGCACAGAACGAGCAGUAUGGCUGGUGGCAUUGUCAUGCUGGAGGGUCAUGUCAGGAUGAGCCUGCAGGAAGGGAACCACGAUGGAGGAGGAUGUCUUCCCUGUAAUGCACAGAGUUGAGAUUGCCUGCAAUGACAACAAGCUCAGUCCGAUGAUGCUGUGACACACCACCCAAGACCAUGGCGGACCCUCCACCUCCAAAUCAAUCCCGCUCCAGAGUACAGGCCUCGGUGUAACGCUCAUUCCUUCGACGAUAAACGCAACGCCGACCAUAACCCCUGGUGAGACAAAACCGGGACUCGUCAGUGAAGAGCACUUUUUACCAGAACGGUCCAGCGACUGUGGGUUUGUGCCCAUAGGCGACGUUGUUGCCGAUGAUGUCUGGUGAGGACCUGCCUUACAACAGGCCUACAAGCCCUCAGUCCAGCCUCUCUCAGCCUAUUGCGGACAGUCUGAGCACUGAUGGAGGGAUUGUGCGUUCCUGGUGUAACUCAGGCAGUUGUUGUUGCCAUCCUGUACCUGUCCCGCAGGUGUGAUGUUCGGAUGUACCGAUCCUGUGCAGGUGUUGUAACACGUGGUCUGCCACUACGAGGACGAUCAGCUGUCUGUCCUGUCUCCCUGUAGCGCUGUUUUAGGCUUCUCACAGUACGGACAUGGCAAUUUAUUGCCCUGGCCACAUCUGCAGUCCUCAUGCCUCCUUGCAGCAUGCCUAAGGCACGUUCAUGCAGAUUAGCAAGGAUCCUGUUUUUGAGUCAGUAGAAAGGCCUCUUUAGUGUCCUAAGUUUCCAUAAUGAAGUGUGACCUUAAUUGCCUACCGUCUGUAAGCCUUUAGUGUCUUAAUGAACAUGCACCUGUGGAACGGUCGUUAAUUGUUUAUUGAACAAGCAUGGGAAACAGUGUUUAAACCCUUUACAAUGACGAUCUGUGAAGUUAUUUGGAUUUUUACGAAUUAUCUUUGAAAGACAGGGUUCUGAAAAAGGGAUGUUUCUUUUUUUGCUGAGUUUAUAUAUCACAUUUACUUAAGUAUUCAGACCCUUUACUCAGCGCACAGCCUUCUUGGGUAUGACGCUACAAGCUUGGCCCAUUUGGGGAGUUUCUCCCAUUCUUCUCUGCACAUCCUCUCAAGCUCUGUCAGGUUGGAUGGGGAGCGUCGCUGCACAGCUAUUUUCAGGUCUCUCUAGAGAUGUUCGAUUGGGUUCAAGUCCGGGCUCUGGCUGGGCCACUCAAGGACAUUGAGACUUGUCCCAAAGUCAUUCCUGUGUUGUCUUGGCUGUGUGGUUAGGUUCGUUGUCCUGUUGGACGGUGAACCUUAGGACCUCAUACUGGGGCUGACGCACUGGAGUAGGUUUUAAUCAAGGAUCUCGCUGUAUAUUGCUCCGUUCAUCUUUCCCUCGAUCCUGACUGGUCUCCCAGUCCCUGAAAAUAUCCCCACAGCAUGAUGCUGCCACCACCAUGCUUCACCUUAGGGAUGGUGUCAGGUUUCCUCCAGACAUGACACUUGGCAUUCAGGCCAAAGAGUUCAAUCUUGGUUUCAUCAGACCAGAGAAUCUGUUUCUCAUGUAAGUCGCUCUGGAUAAGAGCGUCUGCUAAAUGACUUAAAUGUAAAUGUAUGUGAGUCCUUUAGGUGCCUUUUGGCAAACUCCAAGUGGGCUCUCAUGUGCCUUUUACUGAGGAGUGGCUUCCGUCUGGCCACUCUACCAUAAAGGCCUGAUUGGUGGAGUGCUGCAGAAAUGAUUGUCCUUCUGGAAGGUUUUCUCAUGUCCACAGAGGAACUCUGGAGCCCUGUCAGAGUGACCAUCGGGUUCUUUGUCACCUCCCUGACCAAGGCCCUUCUCCCCCGAUUGCUCAGUUUGGCAGAGCGGCCAGCUCUAGGAAGAGCUUGGUGGUUCCAAACUUCUUCCAUUUAAGAAUGAUGGAGGCCACUGUGUUCUUGGGGACCUUCAAUGCUGCAGAAAUUUUUUGGUACCUUGCCCAGAUCUGUGCCUCGACACAAUCCUGUCUCGGAGCUCUACGAACAAUUCCUUCGACCUCAUGGCUUAGUUUUUGCUCUGUCAACUGUGGGACCUUUAUAUAGACAGGUGUGUGCCUUUUCAAAUCAUGUACACUAAAUUGAAUUUACCACAGGUGGACUCCAAUCAAGUUGUAGAAACAUCUCAAGGAUGAUCAAUGGAAACAGGAUUCACCUGAGCUCAACUUUGAGUCUCAUAGCAAAGGGUCUGAAUACUUAUGUAAAAACAUGUUUUCACCUUGUCAUAAUGUGUGUAGAUUGACGAGGAACAUGUUAAUUUAAUACAUUUUAGAAUAAGGCUGUAACAAAAUGUGGAAAACGUCAAGGGGUCUGAACACUUUCUGAAUGCCCUGUAUGUGUGUAAUGGGCAGCAGUAGAGGUAGGGUUAAUGACGGUGCUGAUGGUAGAGAGCAGGUCUGGGUGAUCUCAGGACUCAGUGUGGGGAGCAUCUCUGACUGAGAGCACCACAGUGGAGAAUGCCUCAUGUCAUGGAUACUCAUGGUCAAACACACUGCCUCAGCCAUGCAGAAACAGCAGCAGCACAGCUCCACAGCCCUGCUGAGUGUGUGUGUUUAGAUUCAUGAGGGUUUUCUAUUUCUAUAGACAAAAUUUGCAUUUGGAAUGACAGAUUUGACCGUUUUUGUAUUGUUCCUAAAUAGUAAUGUUUAAUGUUUUUAUAUAGAGAUGAGUUUUUUUUUUAAAGCUGCAUGUUGUAAAUGUCAUUUCAAUAUUUGAUAAACUUCAGUUAAAAUUCCAAUAAAUAUUUUGCAUACAGUGUUGAAAA